GGUGAGGCGCAGCCUAGGGGACUGGAGCGACUUCCUCCCCUCCCCUCGGUUGCACGUGGGGUGGCUGAUGUAAGAGCUUCCUUGGGGGCUUCCCUGCCCGCCGUGGAGCUGAGACCCCGGGGCCCAACCUCUGUGCCCGGACGCGGGUCUCCGGCCCGUGCGCUUGGACAUUUGCCGGGAGGGCUCGGGGGCAGGCUUCACAGACCGGCUUCGGGGGUCGGUGAGGCCAAGUCUGUACGCGGAGGCUCGACCAAGCCAGACUGACACCCGCGAAGGCAGGAGACGGGAAGGGAGCGCGGGACGUGAGGCUUUCGGGUUCACCAUCCGCUCUCCUACACGGUAUGUGGAACUGAAGCUCAGGAGCCUUAAGCUGCAUGGCCAUCAAGAGGUGGAGCUUGGGUUUAAACCUAGAUAGAUCUGACUCCAAAGCCUGCCAACUUUUCUGCUACACCAUCAGUCUGACUGGAAUGAAGUCAUCGCAUGGGGAGCUGAUUUGGAACACAAGGCAGGGUAAAGAAGUCAGACCAAAUAGCAGAAAGGUAUUGCAGCAAGAUGGAUUUGGGAAAGGACCAAUCUUAUUUGAAGCUCCAUCAGACACCUGAUCCUCAUCAAGAAAAGAAACAUGUUCCAGAAGUCAUUGGAACUUGGAAUUUGAGAAACAGAGAGCAACUCAGAAAAAGAAAAGCUGAAGCACAAGAAAAGCAGACUUCACAAUGGCAAUUUGGGGAGAAAAAACAAAAGUGGCAGAGAACAGGAAAAGGAUAUCAAAGAGGCCGAAAGAGACAACAAAAUACAGAACUGAAGAUGGAGCCUCAGUCACAAUUAGAAAAAGAAAUGAUGGAAAAAGCACUGGCACCUACAGAGAAAGAAACUGAAUUACCUAGUAAUGGAACCGAAGUUCUCCCUCCAGUAGCCUCCCCCAAAAGAGUUGUACCUGAGAAACAUUUUCCUGCAAUAGCUCCAGAAAGCAUUGUACAUCAGGAAAAUUCUUCUAAGUACCAAGAAACAACCGAACAAAACCACCCCUCUGAAAUAGGCCCAGGUAUGGCUAAACCCGAAGACCACUCUCCUAAAAUGUGCCAAGAAAUAGUUGUACUUCAAGACCAUUCUUUCAAAAUGUGCUGUGAUAUUGCUGAACCUGAAGACCUCUCUCCUAAAAUGUGCCAAGAAACAACUGUAGACAAAGCCCUUCCUUCUAAAACAUCUGAAGACAUAGCCAACCUGGAAGGAUGUUCUCUUGAACCGUACCCCAAACCAGAUGUGCCUAAAGGCUAUGCUCUUGAAAUAUACCAAAAAAGAGCUGAGCCCAAGGAAUAUGAUUCUGAACCAGGUCAAGGAAUAGCUGAGACCAAAAAUUUCCAUCCUAAAACACAACAAAUAGCUGUGCCUAACGACCUUUCUACAAAAAUAUACCAAGAAAUAGUUGAACCUGAACACUUUUCUCAUAAAGUACAUAAAGAAAUUGCUGGGCCUAAAACUCUCUCUCAUAAAACAAUCCAAGAAACAUCUGCUCCUGAAGAAUAUCCACCUGAGAUAUACCAAGAAACACCUGGGUCUGAAGAAUAUUCACCUGAAAGAUACCAAGAAACACCUGGUCUUGAAAUCUGUGUACCUGAAAUAUACCAAGAAACAUCUGGGCCUGAAGACCUCUCUACUAAGGCAUAUAAAAAUAAGAAUAUCCCUAAAGAAUGCUUUUUAGAACCCUACCAAGAAACAGGCGGGCCCCAAGGCCAGGAUCCUAAAGCACAGCAGGAAGAUGCUAAGGAUAUUCAUACUUUCCCUCGAGAAACGAAAGAAAAACCCAACACACAAGAACCGGAGAUACCAGCAACUCCAAGCAUUCCUCAAGAGAUUCACCCAGAAAAUGACGUCUAUAGUUAUGUUUUGUUUUAACAAUGCUCAACCAUCAGAGUUGUUCAACAAAAUACACAUCAUAAUAUAUUAUAUGUGUGAUUUUCUCAAAAUAGUGUAGGAAUCUCUACAAUAUUCAUUAAUAUUUUACUAGCAUUUUUUUCCAUGUAUAGACCAUAUCUAAAAGAGAGAACUAAUGUGUUUUUUCAGGCUCUACUACGUAGAAAAUAUCCUGCUAGUGUGUGUGUGCAUGUGUGUAUGUUAUGUAUAUGUAUAUUGGGGUGAAUAUUGUGGUGGGAAGAGACAAAAAUGGGAAAGAGAAGACUGAAUAAUUUUUCCCACUAAGAAUAAACAUUUCUUUGAUUAAUUAUUAAGAGAAAAGUUAAUAAGUCUGAACACUUAAAAUUUGGGGGAGUAUAUAGUUUUCUUGUAAACUUUGUUCAAUUAUUAAUGUAAUAAUAGCAUCAACAUUUUAUUAAGGCUUUAAUUAGCCUUUUAAGUUAAUUUUAACAGUCCUUAUUGUUCUAGGACUCCUUCAAAGAGUUUUUGGAGUGCUAAAUGAAGUUUACUUAGUAUUUGAGUUUUGAUUUUCUAUUUUUACUUUUUAAAUAUUGUAUUUGUGCAGAAUGUACAUUAAAACAUUGUUACAUGCUUAA
This is a messenger RNA of Pteropus alecto (black flying fox), 2507 nucleotides long. RefSeq names its product hemogen (gene HEMGN). Gene Ontology annotation, cellular component: nucleoplasm. Bases 553 to 1893 code for a protein of 446 amino acids. NCBI's taxonomy places the organism in Eukaryota, Metazoa, Chordata, Mammalia, Chiroptera, Pteropodidae. The record is from RefSeq and is a predicted model, not a curated record. The transcript has 6 exons. Gene Ontology annotation, biological process: regulation of osteoblast differentiation; cell differentiation.